Prorocentrum cordatum is the source of this 1840-nucleotide messenger RNA. The record is from the annotation of a GenBank genome assembly. NCBI's taxonomy places the organism in Eukaryota, Dinophyceae, Prorocentrales, Prorocentraceae.
CACGCAUUGGCGAUGCAUGGGCCGGCUUAGCGCGUGACCAGGGCGUAGCGCUUCGCGACGUCCGCGGACUUUGGUUCGAGUGUUUUCGCGCCCGACCGGACCUCGACCGCCUGCGCGCCGCUUGCCGCUAGCGCCUUGCUGCCAUGGCCGAGGGUUCCGACGCGGCCGGCCUGUUCUUGGGCACCCAUCCACGCGCCGCCGCUGGCGGCGCCGAUUCAAAGAAGCGGCGCUUCGAGCCGCCCGCGGCGGAGGAGGAGGAGGGGCGCGAGAAACUCCGUCGUGCUGACCACGCCUAUUUCGCGCUGCUCGACCACGAGGGGGAGUCCGUGAUCGACGCGGUGCCGCUCGAUAAGCUCUGGGAAGCGGCAGCGCAGGAGGGCCAGUGGGCGAAGACCCACACGAACUUGGCACGGGUUUCCGAGUACUGCGUGGGCGUCGGCGUCAGCCAGACGUCACAGGUCCUCGCCGUCGCCAUCCGGAAGCUCCAGUCCGACUCCAACGUGCGGGCGGUCUUGCUGAAGGAGACCCACACGAAGGCCACGGCAGAGGCGACGGCCCUGCUACAUCACUUGGACUUGCUCCACCGCAGGAAGGGCUCGGAGGAGCCUUACGGCGGCGAGGCAAAGGGCGUCAGCUUCGCGAAGCUGAAGGCGCCCGUGCCCCCGCGCAGCGCGCCGGCGGGAGCGCUGGCGCGAGCGGCAGCGGCGGCGCCGCCGCCGGCGCGGCAGCCCCUACGAAGCCCGAGGAGGUGGUGGCGGCCGCCAAGGCGCUGCACGCGUGGCUGUGGCGACCCCGGUCCGCGCUGCGCCGCCUCCCGAGCAUCCUCGCAGGCGGGGGCGCGCAUUGGACGGCGUACGCCCCCGAGAAGGUUGCCAGGGCUGGGGUCCACCACCAUCCCAUCGACGAGAAGGCUUUCGGGAACGCGGCCGCGGUCGCCUCGCCGGCGGCGGCUCGGGCGUCUCCGCCGCGGAGCGGGGCGUGGACGACACCCGCGGCCUCUUCGCGUCAACGUGGCGGCGUGGAGAUGGGCUGGCUGCGUGGCCAUCGCAGCCGCGUUUGGAGCGCGCGGCGCACUUGCUGGGCAUAGGGCCGCGGGGAAAACGUGGAUGGGGAGAGGUCAUACAGGCAUAGCGCGGCAGGGCAGAGGGGUGCGCAUUUGGAUACUUAGGUCCAGGCUGGGAUCGAUAGCUUGGGGGGGCGAGAAAAAGGACAGCCGUGGCCGCCCUCUUCUGUCCUGCCCUGCGCAAGCGAGGCAAAGGGGGGCGAAGCUCUCGCGCCAUCCCCGACACUCUCCCGGUCCCAAUGCCCCGCGCGCGCUGGGCAGAUUUGGGGUGGCGCCAGGGAAAAGGCGAGGACUUUGUGUCCACUGUGCGUCGUUGGCGCGUGGCCGCGUGCUCCUCCUCGGCUUCUCAGACGCCGCUCUCCUCAGGUCGCCCAAGCGCGCGCGGCGAUGGUGGGCGACUGCCUCGCGCCACCUCCGGGCGCUUUCUGGGCCCUCAUGCACAGCGCACGCUGGGCGGGGCUGGGGAAGCGCAAGGGCUCUGCGCAUGGGCCUCGACCCCCCCCCGGGGCUGCGCGUUUGGCCGAACCCUCUUCCCCACCCGCCCACCCAGCGCUCUGGAUUUCGGCCGUGCGCGCGCGAGGCGAUCGGGCGCGACGCCUUUGCGCCAACCCCGACGCUUUCCCGGCCCAUCUGCCCGCGGCUGUUCGGCGGGGCGGGGAGAGCGCCAGGCUGACGGCUGGUGGGCCGGCCCUGUCGUCGGCGUCGCUGGCGCGUGGCCGAGCCCCCUGGCGCAUCUCGAGGGCGACGCGAUUACAUGUGAAACAUGUUGUGUAGGGA